AUGCGUUUGUUAUCGUUAACAAUUUUAUUUGUAUGUGUUGCUUCGACAACAGUAUCAGCACGUACAUUUCGUCUCACAAAUAAUUGUGAUCAAAAAUUAUGGUUUGGUAUACAAGGUCAACCAUUAGUUUAUGGUGGUGGUGUUGAAGUCAAUAUACGUUCAUCUUUGGAUCUUAAUAUUCCAGAUGGAUGGGUAAGUGGACGAAUUUGGCCACGUACUGGAUGUAAAUCCGUCAAUGGAAAACUUGUAUGUGCAACAGGGGACUGUGGAGCUCCAAUAAAUGGUUUUGGUGUACAAUGUAAUGGUAUUGGUGGUCAACCACCAGCUACGAUCGCUGAAUUCACAUUAGAUGGAUGGGGUGGAUCAGAUUAUUAUGAUUUAUCUAAUGUUGAUGGUCAUUCAAUUGGUAUGACAAUUCGACCAAUUCCUGGUCAAUAUACAAUGGUUAAUAAUCCAUCAUUGGGACAAUACAACUGUGGAUCAGCUACAUGUACAUUUGAUGCAAACAGAUGUCCACCUGAAUUACAAAUGGAUGAUGGUGCUGGUCAUAAAGUUUGUGCUAGUAUUUGUGCUGCUAUUCAUAAUGCUGGACAACGUGCUAAACAUACUCAUUUACAAAAUAUCUACAAUAAUCCAGACACACGUUCACUUGUUUGUUGUUCCUGUGAUGGAAAUUAUUGUGUUUCACCACAUGAUAAUGUAACACCAGGUAGAAAAUGUUAUGUAGAACAAUGGCCACGAUCAACACAAAAUACACGUUACGAUGAAGUAUUUAAAUCUCAAUGUCCAGAUGCUUAUUCAUGGCAAUUUGAUGAUUUUGCUAGUACUUAUCAAUGUCAUAAAGCAAAUUAUGAAAUUAUCCUUUGCCCAUCUGGUGGUUCAACAACAAGUGGACCUAAUCCAACAACAUCACAACCAUCAACAGGCAACGUUUGUAAUGGACAAGGAUUUGACCCUAAUAUGUAUUGGUGUGAUGGUGGUCGUCUUUGUCUCAAAGGUGAAAAAGCAUGUGGAUCAAAUCCCCAUGCAUGCUAUAAAGAAUCAAUGUAUAAUUGUGUCAAUGGACAACUUCAACCAAAAUAA
Messenger RNA from Adineta steineri, 1083 nucleotides. The record is from the annotation of a GenBank genome assembly. NCBI's taxonomy places the organism in Eukaryota, Metazoa, Rotifera, Eurotatoria, Adinetida, Adinetidae.